AAUGCCAGGUGCAGUUUCCGAGUUUAUAGACGAUAUUGAAGAUUUAAUAUCUUCACAGGAUAUAACACCUAAAGAAAGGUACGCGAGUAGAAAAAAUGUAAGCGUAAGAUCAAAGAAACGGGAAAAUAAGGAAGUAGAAUCCGCUGAGAAGAUUAUUUUGGAAAGUGUUGUGCCAGGUACCCAAACAAUAUACGUUAAAACAUGGGGCUGCGCACAUAACAACUCAGAUUCAGAGUACAUGGCUGGUUUGUUAGCAGCUCAGGGCUACAAGCUCACAGAAGAUAAGUGGCAAGCACAAUUGUGGUUGCUAAAUUCUUGCACUGUUAAAAGUCCCGCCGAAGAUCAUUUCAAAAAUGAAAUAGAGCUGGGUCAAAGUCGUGGUAUACAUGUGGUCGUCGCUGGCUGUGUGCCGCAGGGGGCGCCACGUGCUACAUACUUGCAAGGACUGAGUGUAGUCGGAGUUCAACAAAUUGAUAGAAUUGUUGAAAUUGUAGAGGAAACAUUAAAAGGGCACACAGUCCGUCUCUUUGGUCAGAAGAAAACUGGAGAAGGUCGAAAAGCGGGAGGUGCUUCUCUUCUUUUACCAAAAGUUAGAAAAAAUCCUCUUAUAGAGAUUAUACCCAUCAACACAGGAUGCUUAAAUCAAUGCACAUAUUGCAAAACUAAGCAUGCAAGGGGUGAACUCGGUAGUUACCCUCCGGAGGAAAUAGUUGAGAGGGCACGACAAUCUUUCAAAGAGGGUGUUUGUGAAAUAUGGCUCACUAGCGAAGAUACUGGAACAUAUGGACGCGACAUUGGCACAACACUCCCUGAGUUACUCUGGAAACUGGUAGAGGUUAUCCCAGAGGGUUGCAGGCUGCGUCUGGGCAUGACUAAUCCACCAUACAUCCUGGAACAUCUUGCAGAAGUUGCCGAGAUCAUGCAUCAUCCAAGAGUAUACAAGUUCCUCCACGUUCCAGUUCAGUCUGGAAGCGACCAAGUACUAUCAGACAUGAAGCGAGAGUACACGAGGGCGGAUUUCGAGAGGGUCGUCAAUUUCCUCAGAAAUAAGGUACCAGGGAUGACAAUUGCUACAGAUAUUAUCUGUGGAUUCCCGACGGAAACUGAAGAGGAUUUCAAUGAUACUAUGACUCUAUGCAAGAAAUACAGAUUCCCUUCGCUGUUCAUAAAUCAAUUCUUCCCCAGACCGGGGACACCGGCCGCUAAGAUGCAGAGGGUACCAGGACAAGAAGUGAAAAAACGUACAAAGGAACUCUCCGAAUUUUUCCGAUCGUACGAACCGUACGGUCACAAAGUAGGCCAGGUACAAGAAGUACUGGUCACCGAUAUAUCUCACGAUAAAAACUACUACGUCGCCCACAAUGAGUUCUACGAACAGGUUUUAGUACCCAAAGAAGAUAAAUACAUGGGCAAAAUGGUCACCGUCAAAAUCACAAGCGCGACCAAAUUCUCUAUGAUUGGACAGCCGAUAGACAAACCAAAGAUGCCGGGUCUGACGCAACCCUUAAAAAAAGGUGAAGUGUCAGGAUUAAGGCGGGAAAACAAGAUGGCGGUGCCGAUACCGAUUGUAAUGCUCUUGUUCGCGGUUAUAGUGCGAUUGAUCUGGAUUUUCUUAUAAUGUUAUUGUAAAUAUACUGUUACAUAGAUUUUAUUUAGUAAUAAAAUAUUUUUGU
Vanessa atalanta (red admiral) is the source of this 1673-nucleotide messenger RNA. RefSeq names its product threonylcarbamoyladenosine tRNA methylthiotransferase. NCBI's taxonomy places the organism in Eukaryota, Metazoa, Arthropoda, Insecta, Lepidoptera, Nymphalidae. Gene Ontology annotation, cellular component: endoplasmic reticulum. The coding region runs from base 2 to 1618 and encodes 538 amino acids. The record is from RefSeq and is a predicted model, not a curated record. Gene Ontology annotation, biological process: tRNA methylthiolation. Gene Ontology annotation, molecular function: tRNA (N(6)-L-threonylcarbamoyladenosine(37)-C(2))-methylthiotransferase activity; 4 iron, 4 sulfur cluster binding. The transcript is spliced from 8 exons.